AUGGCCAGCAAUAUCAUCGGCAACAGGAACAGUACCCCAGAGGCCUCGAAAACCUCACUUCGUCCUCCAAGCUCGCGCACUCUCGGUAACAAUUCUGGUACACAUUCGCAAACUGUCCGAGCAUCAGCCGACAUGUCGUUCGCAUCUCCUCUCUCGGCUCGAUCUAUUCGUCCAGCGUCAGAGGUCCUCUACAAUCAACAAUCCCAACACGGCAGUUUGGACGAUUCGAGCAAACUGGGCGAACAAUGGAUUCAAGACAUUGAGCAGUACGAGACCAUGUUGGAAGAGAUGGCUGCUGCGACAUUGGACCAGGAUUUCAAGGAUGAAUUGAGUGCUAUCGAACAAUGGUUCCGCGUCUUGAGUGAAGCUGAGCGGACCGCGGCCACCUAUGCUCUGAUUCAACAGACCACCCAAAUGCAGCAGCGAUUCUUUGCGCAGGUUCUGAAUCAGAUGUCCAAGAGUCAUCCGAUUUCUGGCGUACUUUCUCCCGCCAACUUUGGCGAGAAAGAUGCCAUGUGCAGCCGCCUGAACGAUGCCAUGACCAAGUUGAACGUUGAUGAUCGGAGAACAUCAAUCGGUCGCCCGCCGUUGUCUCCCGCUGGGAAUAAGCGCAAUUCAGGCCUGGAUCAGUCGACCAUCAAUGCCAUGUUCCCGGAUGCUGUGGCUGCCAUUCAGCAACAAAGGGCAGAGUAUGCGCAACAAACGGGCAACCCGCCGCCAUCCAACAGGAAUAGCACCAUCAUAGGGGAUCGUAGCUCGCUUAUCACGCCCACCAUAUCCGCGCCGAGGGAAUCUAAGAGCGACGCCAUGAGCUGGCGUCAAGGGGCAGAAAACCAGCAACCACCCAUUUCGCGACCCAAGUCAUCCUCCGGCCAGCAUCAACAGCAACAGUCGCAACAGCAGCAACCAAUGGGCCAUUUCAGUCAGCCUCAGUCAUCCGGUGGUCUUCGAUCUCCCCGGCCUGGUGCGGGACAGACCAGCAAUAUUCAGAGUACUACUCUGACUGCGCCAGAUCCGGUAGGAAGUGAUAUGCCGUUGCUGUCUCCGUACAAUGUCGGUAACCAGAGUUGGGCCUCGAUGACCAACACUCCGAUGGUGCCCAAUUUCAGUCAAGCGGCUACCCACAGUGAUAUGGUGGCCAACGCCACUGCGAUGAAACUGGCUGCUCUUUCCACGGUGAACAACCGCAUCGCUUUGGAUGAUGCCAAGAAAUAUCGACGUGCGAGAUCGAAUGAACCGCAGCCUCAGACGCAGUCCACCCUGUCACCAGGCGUGACGGCGUCGGGGAUUCCGGGGAUCAACACGAUCAUGGUCAACGAUCAGGGUCAGAUCCUGAACGCUCAACAAGUGGCAGCAAUCCAAGCACAACAGAUUGCCGCGGCACAAGGGCGACGAUCUCGUCCCAACUCUCCAGGCCUUCCCCUACAGACACCUCUAGGUCAAACCAGUUUUGCCUCUCCUCAGCACAAUGGCUUCUUGGCUGCAUAUGAGGGUGCGCCAAUCAUGAUGGGAGCAGGAAUGGCCGGCCUCAUUCCUCAGAUAGGCUCUCUCGGCGCAGAAGGGUAUCUGUCUGAUCAUUCGGAAAUUGCCCGUGGCCGUUCUCCUCGCGGACGUCGCGGUAGCUCCAAGCCUCCGGAGGACCCGACGGAUCCUAGCCUGCUUCAAGAUAUUCCUGCAUGGCUCCGGUCUUUGAGACUGCACAAAUACACCGACAAUCUGAAGGACUUGAAAUGGGAUGAAUUGGUCCAACUCGACGAUAAAGGACUUGAAGCACGCGGAGUGAAUGCUCUCGGUGCGCGAAACAAAAUGCUCAAGGUAUUUGAGCAGGUGAAAGAAGCACAGUCGGAGGGCAAACUCUGA
This is a messenger RNA of Exophiala dermatitidis NIH/UT8656, 1860 nucleotides long. RefSeq names its product protein vts1. Gene Ontology annotation, cellular component: P-body. The transcript is spliced from 2 exons. The record is from RefSeq and is a predicted model, not a curated record. Gene Ontology annotation, biological process: nuclear-transcribed mRNA poly(A) tail shortening; regulation of mRNA stability. The coding region runs from base 1 to 1860 and encodes 619 amino acids. Lineage: Eukaryota; Fungi; Ascomycota; Eurotiomycetes; Chaetothyriales; Herpotrichiellaceae. Gene Ontology annotation, molecular function: mRNA binding; protein binding; translation repressor activity.